Varroa destructor (honeybee mite) is the source of this 1336-nucleotide messenger RNA. RefSeq lists its product as uncharacterized. Lineage: Eukaryota; Metazoa; Arthropoda; Arachnida; Mesostigmata; Varroidae. The record is from RefSeq and is a predicted model, not a curated record.
CUCUGCUCGCCAUGGUCCUUUUAACCGCUCAAAUCCUAGUACUCCUGGGGAUCACUAUUUCACAGUGUACUGGUAAGGCUAUACUAAUUAGCCGCUCGAGACGUUUCGCUACAAAUCCGUUGGACGCUUUAAAAAGUUAUGCUUGCGAACGUCUGUCGGGGAGCAGACUGUUUAUGCUCUAUGACAGGAUAAACAAUCUACGGCUUAAACGCUCACCUCCAGACAGCGAUCUGAACGGGGGACACGAUACCGACCUCAGAAACAAAACCAAUGGCCGUGACGUUGAAGACGAUGGCAUUAGAACAGUUCACAAUAUAACAGCAUCCAAAAUUAUGCCAUCUACAACACACAGUAAACGCGCAAACCACAAUCAAGUCUUGAAUGCUCCUCAGAACCUAACCACUACCAAAAGACCCUGGAAUACGCAGGUGGUGGCGUUCCCGCCGUUAGGACCGGUUCAACCGACCAUAAACAUAAUACCCACUGUGCAGGUGGGCAUUGUACCUACUGGACAUCGGGUCUCGUUGUUUGUCGGAUAUUAUAAACCAAAUCAUGCAUCAGAAGGCGGUGAUGAUAAGGAAGGAAAACGAGUCGACAUUUUUCUACCGAGAAUUACCACGAGUUUUGCUGCGUACUUUCCACAGUACGUUGGCUAUUAUUAUCCUUGGUAUACGUAUGGAACCGAAUUCAAUUUUCCUUUCUACAGCUCGUUUAAAGGAUACCCUCAGGAGGUCAUAAGGGGCGUUCGUCGUACAGCUUCCCAAAUACUUGAGUUUCUCAGUCGACGACUUGCAAGUAGUUCGGGAAAAUAUAUGGGAACGUUCUGACCGCGCCACACCUGGGCAGGAUAAGACAUCUGCCAGACAGCGUGAAAAUAGCGUUGGACAGCCGGGCAAGAAAGAUGCUCAAGAACGGGACAAAAAGUUGCAACCACAAAAGCUUCCAAAAGUCCGCAAAGAAAAUUAGACACUGAGCCAUAACGAAGACAAGGCUAACUUGAUAAAUUUAUGUUGUACAUAAUUUACGCAAUCAGCCUACAAACGAACUGCAUUAAGAGUAACGCUCAAUCAAAGCAACCGAAACAUGAUAGUAGUUAAUUUUAUUGCUAAACACACUUUGUGCAUGUAAAUAUUCUAGUUAUGGCAGAUUUAAGAGGCUCAUUUCCUUGUUAAGCUCUUGUCACAGUACUAAUUGUAAUAACCGUUAGGAAAGACAAGGAAAAAAACGCAACUAUAAUAGCUUUAUUUCAAAUAAAAAAAAGUUUGAAAAAAGAACGUCCUUUAUUCGGAUAAUCAGGCCCAAAUUAUCGGCGACUUUUCUGUCUGGCGGGAUAUGA